AUGACACGACUCUUUAUUCUGCCUGCCAUAUUUGGCAUCUCAUCACUUUCAUUAUGGUAUAUGAUAUGCUCCGCUCCAGGAUGGCCAGAGUCAGAAGGAGGAGUGUUCGAAAUUCCGAAACAAUUCGACAACUUCACAGUGUUAGCUGAUAAAUUCCGAGCGUAUAAAGAAGAUCAUUUCGGGUACAUCACAACUCUCUUCAUUUGUGCAUAUCUCUACAAACAGACGUUCGCCAUCCCCGGAUCAUUCUUAUUGAAUGUGAUCGCGGGAGUUGUCUACGAUCUGUGGUCAGGAUUCAUCCUUUGCUGUUGUUUAACAACUCUUGGAAGUACACUGUGCUACCUGUUCUCUGAACUCUUCGGAAGGGAGUAUGUCUUCUACUAUUUUGGACAGAAACUCACUUAUCUUCAACAAAAGAUCGACGACAACUCGAAUCGAUUACUACCAUUCCUUUUAUUCGCUCGAAUGUUUCCCAUCUCGCCGUCAUGGCUUCUCAACAUCGUCGCACCGUUUCUCAACAUUCCUCUUCCAAUUUUUGUCGUCUCCGCACUUUUUGGUCUGGCGCCGUACAACUUCAUUUGCGUUCAAGCCGGAUAUAUUUUGAGGGAUUUACGGUCUUGGGAUGAUGUUUUCAGCACAACAACAAUGCUGAAACUCUUCUCGUUCGCUCUGAUACCUUUAGCCUAUGCAAUCUACAUUCGCCCCCGUGCCAAUAAACAUCAGAUUGUCCAUAAUGUAGGCGAUAAUCGCCAACCAUGCUCUCCUCAACUCCUUGUGCUUCCUCACUGCCUCACAUCUUCUCCUAGCACAAUCCAUGAUUGUGUCUCCCAAAUCAUCCCAGACAGCACUCGAGAGACCCUCCGCCUUCAGAUGACGAUGUUGUUUUCCAACUUCGGUGAGAUAGCUGGUCACUCGAUAGUGAUCAGUGUCAAGACUCUUGAUUACUGUAUCGAGAACCUCUACAAGAACAUUGCGACCCCAUUGGCCUUUGUCAUGAGCUCCUUCGCCUUUGCAUUCCGAGCACUCAAAGUGGAAUACAAGCUGUUGGCAAAUGGGCCACUGGCUCCAGUUGUGUAG
Caenorhabditis remanei is the source of this 1077-nucleotide messenger RNA. RefSeq lists its product as uncharacterized. The coding region runs from base 1 to 1077 and encodes 358 amino acids. The record is from RefSeq and is a predicted model, not a curated record. The transcript is spliced from 9 exons. NCBI's taxonomy places the organism in Eukaryota, Metazoa, Nematoda, Chromadorea, Rhabditida, Rhabditidae.